UCCACCCACCCCCCUCCUUAAUUACAUCAUCUCUCUUUGUUGCAUCCUAGAAGAGAGAAUCAUUCUCUUCCCGGCGUUGACAAGAACACAACUUAGCUUGUACAACGUUACAAGAACAUAAACAAUUUUAUUUGUUUCCUGACAAGAUUUCUGUUUUGUUCUUGAUUGCUGUCAGCUGCAAACAUUUUGCAGUCAAUUUAAGCAAACAUGGGGAGGCAUUCUUGUUGUUACAAGCAGAAGCUGAGGAAAGGCCUUUGGUCUCCUGAGGAAGAUGAGAAGCUCAUAAAGCAUAUUACUUCAUAUGGCCAUGGCUGCUGGAGCUCAGUCCCAAAACUAGCAGGUCUGCAAAGGUGUGGGAAGAGUUGCAGGCUGAGGUGGAUAAACUAUUUGAGGCCUGAUUUGAAAAGAGGCACAUUUUCACAGGAGGAAGAGAAUUUGAUAAUUGAACUCCAUGCAGUUUUGGGUAACAAGUGGUCUCAAAUUGCAGCUAGACUGCCCGGUAGAACGGACAACGAAAUCAAGAACCUCUGGAACUCGUCAAUCAAGAAGAAGCUGAGGCAGAAAGGGAUCGACCCGAACACACACAAGCCACUGUCCGAGGUUGAGAACGAAGAGAAAUUAGCGUCAUUAACCAACAACAACAACAACAACAAUAACGAAAAAUUAACGUUGUCAGAAGGGUCAAGUGAGCUCAACUUUGUUGAAGCCGAGACCUGUAACAACAACAACAACAGCAACAAUCAGGUACCUUCCUUGGCAGUUAUGGACAGUUAUCCGACAAUGGACAAUGUGGUCUGCAGCAAUCCUAUGAGCUCAAACACACCACCCACCCAUGAGUUCUUCCUCAACAAGACAGCUGAUUUGUCAGGCUACCUCUCUUUCUUGAACUACACUAAUGCUGCUGCCAACAACAUAGGAUCAUCAUUUCCUAUGCAGCAUCCUAGUAACAGCAGCCUCUUCUUGAAUCCUGGCAAUCCCAAGUCAAAUGUUGUUCUCCCCAUGGAAACCAACUCCUCUUUCUUUGAAAACAAUGCAUCAUUCUCUUGGGGGGCCACCAAAGAAAGUAGUGAUCUUGAUGAGACCAAAUGGUCAGAAUAUCUCCAGGCACCAUUCUAUCUACAACAAAAUCAUCAAGCUCCUCCCAAUCAUCAAGACUUAUUCGGCGAAGGGAAACCCGAUACGCAAUUCGCACCACAAGGCGGGUCCCCAUUCACUCCGACUACUACUACUGCUACUGCUGCGACUACUACUUGGCUGCAAAACCAGGCCAUGUAUAAUAAUAGUAAGAAUUUUCAGAGACUUCAUGCUGCAUUUGGACAGUUUUCUUAAGUUUAAUUUUAUCGAAAAUGGAUUCGGAAAUGAUGAUGAGUGUGCUAUAGAGUUCCUGCUAUUCUUAAUCUGUAAAUAGGUCUAAUACAAAUUGAAGUUCAAUGUUUCAGAU
Messenger RNA from Ipomoea nil (Japanese morning glory), 1441 nucleotides. RefSeq names its product transcription factor MYB86-like. NCBI's taxonomy places the organism in Eukaryota, Viridiplantae, Streptophyta, Magnoliopsida, Solanales, Convolvulaceae. Gene Ontology annotation, biological process: regulation of stomatal movement. The transcript has 3 exons. The coding region runs from base 208 to 1329 and encodes 373 amino acids. The record is from RefSeq and is a predicted model, not a curated record.